Messenger RNA from Colletotrichum phormii, 942 nucleotides. RefSeq lists its product as uncharacterized. The record is from RefSeq and is a predicted model, not a curated record. The coding region runs from base 1 to 942 and encodes 313 amino acids. Lineage: Eukaryota; Fungi; Ascomycota; Sordariomycetes; Glomerellales; Glomerellaceae. The transcript is spliced from 5 exons.
AUGUAUCAGAGCACUUAUAACGUUGGCCACGCCGUCAACCCGGAUUAUGAAGGCCUCAGCCGCCCUCUGUACCUGAUUAGAGCAUGCGGCGUGGUGACUGACUGGCAGGAUGCGGCUAGAAUCCGGAAUUACGUGCUCGCAGAGCUUGGGGCCUCCAUACCGCUCUCCUGCCAUCCGAUCGUCAUGACAGAGCCACUCUACGUCCCUCACCCCCAGCAGACUGAUGACCCGCGAACUAAGACGGCCAUGAUGUCCGAGGUAUUCGAGUACUUCCCUGCGCCGGCUUUCUACACGACCGUCCCGGCCGUGUUGUCAACGUACGCGGCCAACCUACCCACCGCUCUCGUCGUCGACUCGGGUUACGCAGCAAUAGAUGACUGGUUGCAGCAAGCUCUCAUGAAUGAAGUCGGUGUCGAGCUUCCGUCAAAUGAGGCCUGGGACAUUGCUCUCUGGUUGGCCAAGACUGAGCGAUGCCGCGUCGCGAUGAACUUUGAGGAGGAGUCCAUGCGGUGGAAGAAGAGCAUGUAUGACGGACGGCAAGACGAAGUAGGGGAGUUGCCUGACGGGUUGAAGAUGAAGCCUAACACCCCGCUUGGGGGGGUGUCGUUCAAGCUUUCUAUGCUGGGGCUUGAUUUUGGUGGGCUACAGUAUGAUGCUUUUAAUAUAAUCAUGAACUGCAACCGAGAUAUACGGGAGGAAUUUUGCCAGAACGUCCUGCUCGCUGGCGGGAACACCAUGUUUCCUGGAUUCGGCGCCAGGUUGGAGCGUGAGCUGAAGGGUCUAUUUAAAGAGGGGACUAAAAUCAACGUCAUCUCUCCUCGGAAUAGAGCGUAUUCCGCUUGGGUUGGGGGCUCCAUGUUGAGCGAAUUUUCCACGUUUGAAGGGAUGUGUGUUACAAGGGCAGAGUACGAAGAGGCAGGACCGGAGAUAGCGAACAACUAG